Messenger RNA from Racocetra persica, 237 nucleotides. NCBI's taxonomy places the organism in Eukaryota, Fungi, Glomeromycota, Glomeromycetes, Diversisporales, Gigasporaceae. The record is from the annotation of a GenBank genome assembly.
AUGAAAGUAUUUAGUAAUACACCGAAAAAGGAAAGCAUGAUGGCCACCUAUCCUGAACUGAAAAAAUACCAACCAGUGAGAAAAGCACCGAACAAAGUGAAGCAACAAUUGGAUGAUAUCAACGACACAAGGCACCAGUCUACCGAACAGGAUACACCAAACAGCAAAAAAAAAGGACACCAAUUGACAAAAGAAGCAUUGAACUGGAUGACACCAAUGACGAACCUACUACCCUAA